AAUAAAUAUCAUGCAUGCAGAUACCCACUGAUUCUUAACAUUUAUUAGAUAAAAUUAUAGCCCGGAUUAUCCGGGAUGCUGAAAUGCUAUUACAUGUUUGGAGUCUUUACAGACAUGGACGACGGUAAGAAAGUCUCUAGACUGCAGAGAAAACUCGAGCAAGCCAUAGAAGGUCGCUUAAGUGCAUCUAAAGCUUUACGAUAUCUUAACGAUCUGUGUGAUAUUCGUAUGACUGUCUACCUAUUACAGGGGACAGGAGUGGGAAAGACAGUCAAUAGGCUUAGUCGUUUAGAUGGACAAUUAGCUCAGACCGCAAAAUCUUUGGUACGACAGUGGAGAAAGCUGGUAAAAGAAGGUGAUGACAGUCAAACUUUGGCCAAGUUUCAGCAAGAAACAAACACAUCAAAUAGUAAAGAUUGCAGGCAAAGUAAACUCAAGAGACAAAGGGUUGAAAGUACCUGUAAUGACAUCAACUUGAGUGUAUCCAGCAUACCAGGAAAAGAUAAUGAUAAUGCUUCAUCUUUUUGCCAUAAAAAGAAAAGAAUUGAAGUUGGCACUGUUGAUGAACCUGUUCCUAUUUAUACACCAAAUCCUGGAACAAUUAGAGGUUCAAGAAGUGAAGAAACAAGUAUAUAUCAGAGGAAAAGAACAGCGGCUGUGGCUGAUGUCAACUUCAUGAUUGGGUCAUCACGCAGGUCUCUUUCUCUUGUUUAUUCUGGGAGGAAGAGGAAAGGAGCAACAGUUGUUCCUUCUCUAUUCCAAUUGUCAAUGCAAGUUUUGACGGAUAACAUUGAUGCGCUUGAUGAAGUUGGUGGAGUUCCGUACAGCAUUUUAAAGCCAGUCUUGUUGAAAUGCUCACCUUCUCAACUGUUUCAUUUGGAAGAACGCAAUCCGCAUUUUUUAGUUGAUUGUGAUGAUUUGUGGAAAAGUCACUGCCAACGGGACUUUAAAAACUGUGAGCAUGGUCAGGGGCAAACGUGGCGAGAACUGUAUUUGAUGCGACACACUGAACGCGAGGAGAAACUUAAAUCGAUUACGCAGAAAAUUGGAAAGAAUAUGGAAACUUACCACAAAGAACAGAAAGAUAAGCAAGUCAAACUGGCGAAGGCGUCUUCCCUAAAGACGAGGAGAUGUGAACAUAGUGGGUUACACGUGGGCACCAGUAGAAUGUCUUUUGGACAUACAAGAAACACAUCGAAAGCUCACCCGAUGAUGACCAAGGUAAGGAAGAUGGUCUCUACCCAGAGGAUGAAAGGAUGGCGUCCAUGCUAAGAUUUGUAGUUUGACUUUGUGUGCAUCAAGUUAAUUUCUUACGACAAUGCAAUAUAGCUGCGAUUAGAUCAUUGUACGAUUCUUUAUACAUACGGCUAGUCCCUAUAGAAUCUCGUAAAUAUGAAGCAACUUCAAUGUUAGGGUAGGCACUUUAAUAUAGAAUACCCGUAUACUCUCAUUAUCAGUUACGAUUAGGGUUUGUCCCACCAUUUAGCUCUAAAGAAAAUACAUGCA
This is a messenger RNA of Corticium candelabrum, 1506 nucleotides long. RefSeq names its product elongin-A-like. The record is from RefSeq and is a predicted model, not a curated record. The coding region runs from base 76 to 1272 and encodes 398 amino acids. NCBI's taxonomy places the organism in Eukaryota, Metazoa, Porifera, Homoscleromorpha, Homosclerophorida, Plakinidae. The transcript is spliced from 11 exons. Gene Ontology annotation, biological process: transcription elongation by RNA polymerase II. Gene Ontology annotation, cellular component: nucleus; elongin complex.